Messenger RNA from Misgurnus anguillicaudatus (oriental weatherfish), 1885 nucleotides. Lineage: Eukaryota; Metazoa; Chordata; Actinopteri; Cypriniformes; Cobitidae. The record is from RefSeq and is a predicted model, not a curated record.
CCUAACAUUGGAUCAUUUUAAUGUAACCUGUGAUGAACUGAAUAUUUGUGCUGUUAGGGGGACACUAAUGAGUGUGAACUGCGAUCACUCAAACAUCAACAUCAAAACUGGGUUCUGGUUCAGUCAGAAACAGAGAACAAACUGGAGAAACAAAGAUGAACCUGAAGAUUUGACUUUAGAUUCAGAUUACUCAGGACGAAUUGGUCAGUGGAUCAGUGAAGAUUACUCACGACUCUCAAUAGAUGAUCUGAGAGAGAGAGACAGUGGAGAAUAUCAGCUCAUGAUCAUUAUGAAGGAUGGAGUUAAACAUCUCAGCUCAGUCACAGUCAAUCUAACAGUCACAGUUUUACAGGUGAAGAUGAAUCCUGAAUCUACAGGACAGCGAGUAAAACUGAGCUGUGAUUCCUCCUGCCCUUUAACAUCUGAAUAUAAUUACCACUGGUACAAAAAUGGACAACAUUUUAAAAAUAGUCAAAGCAUAUUUGUGUCAUCCAGUGAAAACACUGACAGUUAUUCCUGCACUGAGUGGUCUCGUUCAGGGCACUCUUCAUCUGUGUGUCUUUCUAACAGUAGCUGUUGGGGUGUGACUUACACCUCUACAGAAGUUUGUGCUUUAGUGGGAUCCACAGUAGAUAUUCACUCUUCAUACUCACAUCCCACUGGAUAUACAGUAGAGAAAACAUACUGGGAUUACAGUCGUUAUGAGGAAUUCAGUGAUCUGCAUGAGGUUCAUCAGUUUGCUGGUCGUGUGGAGUUUGUGGGAAACACACUGAAAAUCAAAGGCGUCAACACGAGUGACACUGGAUAUUAUCAGUUCAGGAUCAUCACUAACACAUCAGAUGUAGUUUCUGGUUAUCCUGGAGUCUAUCUUUGUGUUACAGGUACACGAGUGAUAAGCAGUCCAGACCCUGUGAUAGAUGGAGAAAAAGUGAUAUUAAGCUGUUCAACUAAAUGCACUCUGGAUAACAAAUAUACUUACAUCUGGUAUAAGAAUGGACAACAGGUAACAGAUGGAUUGAGAUUAUUAAACAAGCUGUACCUGGACUCAAUCAACAGUGAGGAGCUACAAGAGUAUUCCUGUACUGUAAGAGAGAUAUGACACACCCUGAACUUGUGGACUUCCUCAGAGUCGACACGUUGAUGACAUUAUUCAGUGCAGACUUUAGGGACACUUGCACACAAGGGCACACCAGAGCCGUGUUUUGGAACAGACUCGAGCGUCAUGCCGAAAAUAAGAAGAGAAGUUGCCCAUCAGUGUGUCUGAUGUAAAUGAGCUUUUUUAUUAAACUAUCACAGGCCCAGAUUGUCUGCCAACCUUUAAGCUCAUUUACACCCUGCUUAUUUUUAGACCCACAUGAGUUGCAUUGGAAAGUCUGAAAGUAAGUUUUUAUCAGCUCAAUUUAAUACUUUUUAUAGGUUUUAAAUGAAUUACAUUAAUUUCUUAAUAGUUUCUCCAAAUACCAAUUUAGAAAAUAUAAAACAUAUGCAGAUUAUUUGCUCAGUUUAUUAGUAAUGAAAGGAACAGGUUUAUAAAAAUAUAAAACAUAAUCUGUCCUGUGAAUCGAGUUGAGACUGUUUCUCAAGAAUAAGAGCACUAGCAGUAAAAAGAUGAAGAUUAAUGAUUAGAUUUUUUUCUGCUGGAGACAUAAAAGAUGAAGUAAAGAUAAGAGACAUCUUUUACAGGACUCAGCAAUAAUUAACAGCUAUAAAUUAACUUUUAAUAUAAUAGUAUGUAAUAGUUGUCAAAAUAUGUAAAGUCCAUGAAAUGCUUUCCUUCUUCUUAUGCUAUAAAAAGUGUCAAAAAGAGUUUCUUUAACAUCCGCUUGAGUACGAGAAAAUGAGAUAAUAUCAUUAAAUGAUCUACUACAACUUCAACUGCUCAUAA